Messenger RNA from Saccostrea echinata, 2083 nucleotides. RefSeq lists its product as uncharacterized. The record is from RefSeq and is a predicted model, not a curated record. Bases 71 to 1435 code for a protein of 454 amino acids. NCBI's taxonomy places the organism in Eukaryota, Metazoa, Mollusca, Bivalvia, Ostreida, Ostreidae. The transcript is spliced from 2 exons. Gene Ontology annotation, molecular function: protein binding.
CUUUUUGUGUCAAAAGUAAAAUCAUCUGUUGUGAGAACUAAAUAACAAGGAAGUAUUUCAAAGCUAGACCAUGGCUUCUUCUUUGGUAGCACAUAUUUUUGUCUUACUCCUAUGGUCCAUAGACUCACAACGAAUAAAUGACGAGGAAUCGAUUGUGGACAAGUGUAAAUCAGGAGUUGACUAUUUAAGCAAAUUGGAAGACUUGCGUAUUCUUAUGCUGGAACAACGUAACGAAUUCAAAAAAGAUAACCAGGAACUGAAAAAUCAAUUAACUCUGCUUGAGACGCUAAGGAACACAACAAAAGGUCAAAGGAAAGAUUUUGAUUUUGUUGGGUUCACAGCGAUGCUUGAAGCAAGAAACCUUCCACAACAUGACAGUAUUAUCAAACCUUCUAGAUUUAUUACACUCUUUUCAAGUUCUUUUUCAAACACCGGAGAAUUUCUUUGCACCAAAGAUGGAAUAUAUGUAUUCUUUCUUCACUUAGUCACAAAUUCUCGUUUUAAUGGAGCAUGGAUCUACAAAAAUGAUCAACCAAUGACAUUAACUUGGCAGGACGACCCCCAUGAAUCUGGAACUACAUCACUAGUUGUUGAUUUACGAGUCGGGGAUAGAAUAAGUAUUAAGUCCUACAAAAACAACCUUUCUGUUAAUGAAACAUCAGUUUGGACAGGCCAUUUCCUUUUGUCAAAAACAAAUGAGUUCAUAGCCAUGCAAUCUACAUUAAAGAAUACAGAAAAUUUAACGGUCAUAUCUGGGAAAGAUAUGGUUACAAAUAUAGGAAGCGCAAAUUUUUUAUUGCAAACAGGGUUUGUUUGUACCAAAACUGGAUGGUACAAGAUCGACAUCAACAUAAUAGCUGAUUCAACAAAUAAUGGGGUAAAGGUGUAUGCGAAUCACAAGGACGUUCCCGAUAAACUUUUGUCGUGGCAUUCUCAGAAUGGCACAAGUUCAAGUUCAAACACAGCGGUCUUAAAUAUCACAACUGGAGACAAAAUAACUCUCGAUGUCUUUUUAGAAGAUGAUUUAACCUUAAGUCAUUAUUCCACUUUUUCCAUAUAUUUACUUGGGCCAAAGUUUGAUGUCGAUAGUGGGUUUUCUUGCAGAAUACGGCCGAUUGCAGAAGAGAUGGUAACGUGUCUCAACCCUAAUACGAGUCUUAACUCAUCAGGUUAUUUUAGUUGCAAAGAAAAGGGGUAUUAUUAUUUCAGUAUUAAUUUUGCGACUGGAAUGUCAAAUAACGGUAUUCAGAUUUAUAGAAAUGAAGAAUCAUUGACAUUUGCAUGGAUAGGGGCUAAAUUGGGUAUAUGGAGUACAGCUUCAACGUCGUUAGUCGUUAACUUAGAAGUUGGUGACUACAUAACCUUUAGGCAAAUGCGCAAAAACCUGACUUUGGGUUAUUCAUCUCGUGUUGUGGGUUACAAAAUCUACCCAUGAUCCAUCAGUUUAAAAUAUGAGGUAUGCCGUUUUUCUUUUAAAAAAUUAAAGGGGGGAGGAGUUGAUCUCUGUUUUUUUCUUCGCCAAAUUUCUUUAGAUAAUACUUUGUUAACUAAUAGAUUAUCUGGCAAACAUCUGUUCUCUAAAUUACAAACUAGCAGGAAAAUUCAAAAAACAUUAUAGCACAAGCUGAUUGUUUGACUGACCAUGUCGUAAAGAUAUGCAAUAAGGAAGUUAACGUCAUGACAACAAAAGUGUUGGAAAAGGUAUUGUUCCUUAUUAAUACAUCUGAUAAAUGUAACAUAUGUUAUUUUUAAACCAUAUUAGAAGGAUUAGGUUUUUGGUGUAUGUUAAAAUAUCCAUCAUAUACGUCAUAACAAGCCCAACAGGAAACGAACAACUGGCUUGGGAUUCUGAACACUUCAUCGUUGAAUCAUCAGGGUAAAGUUCUUUGGGUAAAUUUUUAUCUAUAAUAUCUAGUCUUUCAUAAUCGAAAUUUUAAUCUGCACUAAAUUUGGCCUAAGGGGUGUGAAAUUGUGUGUACAAUUAAAAUAACUCCAUCCUAAUGUCCAACAGCGGAGUGAGAAUUGAACCUGACUGUACCUUCAGGUUAUUAUACAGGUAUAGGUAUUGCCUGAAAUAUGUACA